AUGAGAGACAACAGUAGAGUUAUGCUUCGAAGCGCUUUUGCGAGCAUUGUUAUCAUUGGUCUCGUGUUUACCAUUGGAAUACCGAUUCUUUAUGAUGGUUUCUCCGGAGACGAUUGCCAGAUAACUCCCUGCACAAACGAUCCGUGUCAGAAUGGCGGAACCUGCUCGUUUUCAGGAAACAACCAUCAAUGCUCAUGUAAAGAUGGUUUCUCCGGAGAUUCUUGCCAGAUAACUCCUUGCUCUGAGGAUCCAUGUGAUCAUGGGUCCUGUGAGAUUGAUGGAGGAGAGUUUUUGUGCAACUGCGAAGGGGGUUUUUCUGGAAAACACUGCGAGAUCGACCCCUGUUCUUCGAAUAUUUGCCAGAAUGGUGGAACCUGCUUUUUCAAUGAAACUGAUGACUCAUACUUUUGCUCCUGCAGAGAAAAUUUUGCCGGGGUUCAUUGCGAGAUCGAUCAGUGUUCUGACAAUCCAUGCCAAAACGGUGGAAAAUGCAUUUUAAUCGGAACUGAUCUCGAAUUUAAAUGCAAAUGCCCGCGCGGUUUCUCUGGAGAGACAUGCGAAGACAGCGUUUGCGACUCUGAUCCUUGCGAAUACGGAGAAUGUACGGUAAAUGACCGGAACAAGACGAGUUCUCUCAGAGGACCAGCAUUUUCUUGUGAAUGCCCAACUGAUAUGUUCGGAGGCCAUUUGUGUCAAAUAACACCAUGCGAAAUCAACGAAAGCGACCAAAGUAAACCUCCAGCAUGCUUCAAUGAUGGAGUUUGCUCAAUGGACGGAGACGACUUCACAUGCGAAUGUCCCCAGUUCUACUCCGGCGAACGCUGUGAGAUUUACCCUUGCAUGGACUUUCCUUGUGAAAACGGUGGUGCUUGCGAAGUCACUGGGGAAGACAGCUUUACUUGUCACUGCCCUGAUGACGUUACUGGGGUGUUUUGUGAAGGGCUACCUGGAAUAACGAACGGUUGUUUUGAACUUGACUGCGAUGGCGUCUGUGUUGAGAUGACAGAUGGACCAAAAUGCUUUGGAAACUCACUGUUUGGAUUUAUUAACAAUAAUGAUUAUGAGUACUCGAUGACUUGUGGAGCUUCUCAUGCUCCAACAAUGAACGCGACGCCGGAACAAGAAAUUCAUCAUCUCGAAAUCGUUCCCACCUUCAAAAAGAACGAAUACUUUAUCAACACUCAUGGGUGUGGUAACACGGGAAAUUGCAGAGCUAGCUUCCCAGAAGAUGAACUACCCAGAGGUGGAUGGGUAUUGCAUCAGGAAAUGGGCAGAUUCGGAUUUUUGCAAACAUGGCUUCUCACUGAGCAUUGUGAUGGGAACAAAAGAAAGGUUCAAUGUAGAUUUAUGCUUAUUCUUUUGAAGUUCAAAAGUUUUGAACGGUUUUUAAAGGAGAACGACUGCUUUUGGACAAUCAAAGAUAACAAAGGGCUCAAUUUGGCUUGGAGAGCAAAAGAAGUUCUUAUUCAGCCGAUUGAAUUGGUUCCAUUUGUCGAAGAUGAUGAACGCUUCAGAUGGACUCUUAUCUCAAAUGCAACCGUGCAACCCAUGAAAUAA
Messenger RNA from Oikopleura dioica, 1557 nucleotides. NCBI's taxonomy places the organism in Eukaryota, Metazoa, Chordata, Appendicularia, Copelata, Oikopleuridae. The record is from the annotation of a GenBank genome assembly.